This is a messenger RNA of Camponotus floridanus (Florida carpenter ant), 2376 nucleotides long. RefSeq names its product RING-type E3 ubiquitin-protein ligase PPIL2. Gene Ontology annotation, cellular component: catalytic step 2 spliceosome. The record is from RefSeq and is a predicted model, not a curated record. Gene Ontology annotation, molecular function: ubiquitin-ubiquitin ligase activity; peptidyl-prolyl cis-trans isomerase activity. The coding region runs from base 323 to 1894 and encodes 523 amino acids. The transcript is spliced from 9 exons. Lineage: Eukaryota; Metazoa; Arthropoda; Insecta; Hymenoptera; Formicidae. Gene Ontology annotation, biological process: protein polyubiquitination; protein peptidyl-prolyl isomerization; protein folding.
CAUUUUUUUCGCUUUUGUUAGAAACUUGAUAUGAAAUUUUCAAACAUUUAUUUAAAGCAUGGCGGCAAAUUUCGCCAUAUUUGGUUUAAUACUGAAAUGACCAAUCAGUGAAAAGUUAAAAUUAGAGAAGGAGGAUCUCCAUGAAACUUCAUUCAGUAGCAUUUCAACUUUAAACUAAUCAAUGGACAAAAUAUGUAGACUAAACAGUCUAACAGUACUUUGAAUUCUGUUUGAGUUUUCGUGAAACAUUUAUUCAAUUUUUGAUAAUUUUGUGUAUUAUUCAAUAGUUUCUGACUUAAAAUAGUUAUAAAAUUACUUCAAAAUGGGAAAACGUCAGCAUCAGAAAGAUAAAAUGUAUUUAACAUAUACCGAGUGGACAACAUUGUAUGGUGGAAGAAAAUCAGGAACGAAUCUAGAAACGAGUGAAGAGAAAACAUUUAGACGUCUACCAUACGAUCAUUGUUGUGUGUCUCUGCAGCCCUUUGAGCAUCCUUACUGUGAUCCACAUGGGAAUGUGUUUGAGCUAGAAGCUAUUUUGGCCUAUCUAAAACAAUAUAAACACAAUCCUGUAACUGGAAAACCAUUAGAUGCAAAAAGUUUAAUCAAAUUAAAUUUUCAUAAAAAUAUAGAAGAUGAAUAUCAAUGUCCUGUUCUUUUUAAAUUGUUCACGAAACAUUCACACAUUGUUGCUAUUAAGAACACAGGAAAUGUAUUUUCUUAUGAAGCUGUUGAACAGUUGAACAUAAAAGCUAGAAACUGGAAAGAUUUACUAAAUGAUCAACCAUUUGCACGCCAAGAUAUUAUUACAAUUCAAGAUCCGAAUAAUGCAAUGAAAUUCAAUUUAUCUACAUUCCAUCAUAUUAAGAAUAACAUAAGAGUAGAAGAUGAAGAAACUGUAAGAGAGAGAAACAAUCCAAAUGCAAAAUUAAAAACUGUCUCUAUGGAAACCAAAGAGAUCCUAGCAGAAUUAGAGAAAGAUUAUAAACCGACAAAAAAUAGUGAAAAAGAUGAACCAUCUGUAAAAGCUGACAAAUUUAAUGCUGCACAUUAUUCUACUGGAGCAGUAGCCGCUGGCUUUACUUCAACAAUAAUGCCAGCAGAAACUACCCAUCAAGCAGCUAUAAUUUCAGAAGAUUUGGUGCGAUAUGAGAAAGUCAAGAAGAAGGGAUAUGUAAGAUUUCUUACAAAUUUUGGUGCUUUGAAUUUGGAGCUCUAUUGUGAUCUAGUUUCAAAGACAUGUGAGAACUUCAUGAAACACUGUCAGAAUGGUUAUUAUGAUGGUACAAAGUUUCACAGAUCAAUAAGAAAUUUUAUGAUUCAAGGAGGUGAUCCGACCAACACGGGUAAUGGUGGCAAGUCUAUUUGGGGCAAACCGUUCGAGGACGAAUUUAAACCGAACUUGAUACAUCAAGGGAGAGGCAUUUUAUCUAUGGCAAAUUCAGGUCCAAAUACCAAUGGAUCUCAAUUUUUCAUCACGUUUCGGUCGUGCAGACACCUCGAUCGCAAACACACAGUCUUUGGGAAAAUAGUCGGAGGUCUGGACACAUUAAACGCGAUCGAAAAGGUGGAGGUGGAUAAUAAAGAUCGACCGAUAGAAGAUAUAGUUAUACAAGGUGUUCAAGUCUUUGUAGAUCCUUUCCAAGAAGCCGAUGAGCAACUCGCCGCAGAACGAGCUGCUGAAGCGGAACGAUUAGCUCAAGAAGCGAAUCAAAGCAAAACAACGGAUAAAAAGGAUAACGAUAUUCAGAAAAUUUACCGAUCUGGCAUAGGAAAAUAUGUGAAAUUGGAACACGAGAAAGUGGACAAGCGAGACACGAAUGCUGCUGAACCUGCUACAAAAAAGAAAAAAGUUCUAUCGCAGUCCUAUGGAGAUUUUUCUUCUUUUACAUUUUAAUCUAUUUUGUCAUGAAAUGUGUAUAUAGCAUAAUGUAUAUAGUAGAUUAUAUCCAAAUUACUAUAUAUUUUUGUUAAAUUUUAUAUACAUAUAUAUAAUUUAACAAAAUUAUAGUAUAUGAAAAUACUUGUAAAGAAUAUAUCUGGAUCAUCUGCAUUAUGAUUUCAAAUCAGUUGACAAUUUGGUAUCUAUAAAGUUUCUGGCACAUAUGUUCAUUGGUAUAUGAGAUAUAUAAUAAGAAAGCAUUGCGUGCCGAUCCUUGGCAUUCGAUCUUGGCUCUUUCAAUUAUCCUCAGAAACUAAAACGUUCAAUUUGUUCCUUAAGACCAAACAUAAGUAAUAAUUAUCGACGAGGAAAUGGCAUGAAAAAAAUGUUAAACAUAUAUGAACAGCUAUGUGAUCAAUGGCUGAAAAUAUAAUCCGCAAGAAAACUUGCAAAACAUUGAGAGAUUAAAUAAAUCAUAUUUAUUAAUAUUGUUUAUA